UCAAGAGAAUCUCCUCCACAAGUUCUCCCACCCCCAUCACCAAGAUUUGGCAAACACACCUCCACUUCUCCAAUGCCAAGUCGCUCUGGUUCAACAACACCUCUCAGCUUGCGAAAGAAAAUUGUUGUACCAACUGAUUAUCAAGACACAGUGCCAGGAGAGUUUGAAGAAAAGGUUAAGCAGCCAAAAUCUGUGUCCCAAAGUAACAACCAGGACUCCCGACCACAAACUCCACUGAGUGACUACUCCAGAAAAGAAUUUACUCCCAGACCAUCCCCAAAGCUGACCAGGGCAAGUUCAAAGGUCUUUGAGAAGGUCCGAGGCUUAGAAGAGCGUAGACGAAGUCUUGAUAUUCCAGAAGGAUCCAUUUCAGGAAGAUCCUGGGCAGGUUUCAAUCGUGCAGGGUCUGUCGAUUCAGAUGAUGGGGGAAGUCGGCUAGGCAUCUCUAGAGAAAGUUCAAGGGAAGAUCUGAGAGAGGCUUUGAAAGAGGAUGCUGCUGAACGGAGAUCUAAUUUCAGACAGAGAGCAGCUUCCCUGGAAGAGAAACCUCGUUACACACAAAAAGUUCAGGACAUUGAGAACAAGUUCACUGAAGAGCUCCAAAGAAUUAAAAAACUUGUCGGAAAACCUCAUCUGAAGAAAUCAUUUUCAACUGAACAGCUCACCCUAAGGGGCAGACAACCUCUGCCUUUCAGGAAAAUUGAACCUAUUCCUCCACAGGUCCUUCAAAGGCUUCAAGAAAGGGAGCGUGCCCAAUGGGCAAAAGAACAGCAAGAGAAAGGAUUAAAUCAGCAAUCAGUGCAGCAAGAAUAUCAUAAAACCCAACCCAAAACAUCGAACAUUAGUCCACCAAAUGUCAUGGUCAGUAGGUUAGGAGAGGUAGCAGGCACCCCAGAGUCAAUGCAGUUGUCUGAUUUACCGGGACAACGCUCCGUAAGAGAGCUAAGUAGAGUCAGCCCUGUCACAGAACUUAUUCAGAGAUCAUCUUCACCGGCAUUAUACCAUCAACGAAGGGAAGAGUCGCCAAGCAGAAAUGUUGCUGAAAUGACGUUACGCAAGGUUGAACGUAGGCCCCCAAGUCCACUUGUACAAAGGGUAUCUCGAAUGCAAGAGUCCCAGCACAUUCAAGAAUCUCAUAUGCAAACCUUACAAAAGGAUGACACAUCUGGAAGAAAGACACCAAUAGACAUAGUAGUAAGAAAAAUUGAAAACAGACCAGAGAGUCCACUGGUAACAAGAAAAUCUGUCAUUGCACAAGAUUUGCCCUCUCCGCCUCCUCUCAAACCCCCCAGGAUGACCCCUGUCACUCCAACUGAGGAAAAAAUGAAUGUAGAGCUUCCCAUAGCAGCCUCCAUAAUAAAGGUCCCAGCAAUUGUCGUUGAAGAUGAAAAAAUGGAAGCUGACCCUGUUAAAAAAAGUGAGCCUCUACAGACAAGUGCGAAGGAUGGAAAACAGCAAAAGACCAAAGGAAAGAACCGUCGGACGCGACCGAUGUCUCCAGAGUUAGAUUCUUCAGAUGAUUCCUAUGUGUCUGCUGGUGAAGACCCAAUGGAAGCCCCCAUGUUUGAGUUCUCCCUCCAGGACACUGUGGCAGUUGCUGGUGCAGACGUCUUACUAAAAUGUAUUAUUGCCGGCACCCCAACCCCUGAAGUUACCUGGACAAAAGACAACACUGAAAUCACCUCCAGUGGAAAUGUUGCAGUCAAGGUGGAGGGUGAACGACACAGUCUGCUCAUCAAAUCGGCUAAAGUUAGUAACGGUGGAAAAUACUGUGUAACUGCAGUUAAUCAGAUGGGCAGAGCAUCCAGCAGCGCCACCCUGACAGUGAAAGCAGAGUCUGUACAAGAAUCUAAAGGAAACCUGAGAAUACCGAUGGAAAUUAGCAGCCCAAUCACAUCUGAUGAGGAGUACCUCAGUCCCCUUGAGGAGAGCAUGGAUUAUGGGCCAGAGCCUAGAAGUAUAAUCGACACACGCUUUAAACAACCCCCUGCAUUCCUGGUAACAAUGACUGACCAAGCUGUCAUUGAAGGACAGGAAGUCACCAUGUUUGUCCGAAUAAGUGGACAGCCCAAACCCAUGCUCUAUUGGCUGAGGGACAGAGUCACAGUGAAAACAGGCCCACGUCACAUUGUGGGUGAGACAGAAGAAGGAACAUUUGAGAUGAAGAUCAAAUCAGCCGUCAGAUCCGACUCUGGGAUUUACAUCUGUAAGAUCAUUAAUGAGUACGGAACGAAGCAGUGUGAAGCACGGCUGGAGGUCAAAGCCCCCCCAGUGGAGCCGGGCCUGGCCAUCAUCCGCCCGGUCAGGGACAUCACCGCCAAGGCUGGAGAUACUGUUCUGUUCGAGUGUCACAUCAUCGGACCCAAAGACACUGACGUGGACUGGCUCGCAGAUGGGAAACUGAUCCAACCUGCUCUGCUCAACUGUAAAAUGCACUUUGAUGGAAGAAACUGUCGACUGCUGCUCAACUCUGUGCACGAGGACGACAGCGGGACGUACAUGUGCAAACUGAGCACGGCUAAAGAGGAAAUUACCUCAUGUGGUAAACUCAAAGUCAUGCCCUCGGUCGAACCUCUGUUCACCCGUAAACUGGAUGUUCUGGAAGUGAUCGAGGGUCGUAAUGCUCGUUUCGACUGUAAAGUCAGUGGGACACCCGCUCCUAAGGUCAUCUGGAGUCACUUUGACCAUCCACUCACAGAAAAUGAAGACAUCCGCAUUCUUCAGGAGGGUGGUCGACACUCUCUAAUCAUUUCUCAUGUGACGAAUGAGGAUGAAGGUUUCUACACGGUCAUCGCCCGAAACAGUCACGGUGAAGCGGAAAGCUCGGCAGAACUCUACAUCCAAGAGCCACGCCCUGCCAUCUCCUCACAGAUGGCUAAACUGGAAAAAAUGCCAUCCAUCCCAGAGGAGCCAGAGGUUCCUGAGAAUGAGGUGGAGCGUUUCACCAUGCCUGACUUUAUCAAACCCCUUUAUGACCUGGAUGUGAUUGAAGGAAAGGAGGCGGUGCUUAAAUGUAAAGUCGCUGGUUUUCCGUACCCAACCAUAGUCUGGUUCCAUAACGGUAAACGGAUUGAGAGCACUGAGGACAGAAAGAUGACUCAAUUCCGAGACGUCCACAGCCUCGUCAUCCGCUCCGUAUGCCACGCCCACGGCGGUGUCUACAAAAGUGUCAUUUCCAAUAAAGUUGGGAAGGCCACCUGCUACGCCCACCUCUAUGUCACUGAUAUCCUCCCUGACCCGCCUGAUGGGACGCCAGUCAUAGAGUCCAUCACUGGUAAAACCAUGACCUUAAGCUGGAAGAAACCCAGAAGGCUGGACCCCUCCAUUGAUCCCAGCUCUUUGAUGUACGCUAUCCAACAACAAGCCCUGGGCUCCAUCCAGUGGACCAUCAUAGCCUCUGGCCUAAAGGAGACCACCUUCACCAUCAACACCCUUUCCAAAGGUGUACGCUACUCCUUCAGAGUCCUCACUAUCACGUCCAAGGCCUUCAGCAAACCCUCAUCUGCCACCGACCCAGUGCAGCUACUGGACCGAGGUCCUUAUCUCCAGGAGGCUCCAGUGAUCACAGAUAAACCAGAUAUUGUAUAUGUGAUGGAAAACCAGUCAGUCACCAUCACCGUCACCUUAAACCAUGUGAAUGCUGCUGUCCUCUGGAAAAGGAAGGGCGUGGUUCUGUCCAACAGACCGGGCCUGUAUGAGAUGACGAUGCCUGACGAUGACCAGCACACGCUGAAGCUGCUGAAAGUCAAGAGUGCUGAUGUUGGAGAGAUGAUGUUUGUAGCCUCCAAUAAACACGGCAGUGACAGCUGCACGUUCAGUGUGGAGAUGGCAGCUCCGCCCACAUUUGAAACCAUCAUGGAGGACCUGGACGUUUGUGCUGGGGAGACCCCUCGUUUUGCUGUGGUUGUGGAAGGAAAACCCAUUCCUGAUAUCCUGUGGUUUAAGAAUGAUAUCUUGCUGUCGGAGAGCAGCCAUUACACAUUUGUGUAUGAUGAUAAUGAGUGUUCCUUGGUGGUGUUAAACGCUCGUCCAGAAGACUCUGGGGUGUACACCUGCACCGCCAGGAACCUGGCAGGGUCUGUGUCCUGUAAAGCUGAACUCACCAUUCAUGAAGCUAAAAUUAAAGAGGAACCAAUGGACGAUGAGGAGACGAUUCUAAGGAAAAUGCGUAGACUGACUGACUUCUACGACAUCCACAAAGAAAUCGGACGGGGUACAUUUUCGUACAUUAAACGUGUGACCCAGAAAGCAGGGAAAAUGGAGUAUGCAGCUAAGUUCAUCUCCACAAGAGCCAAGAAGAAGGCGUCUGCUCUGAGGGAGAUGAGACUGCUGUCCAAACUGGACCACGAGAGGAUCCUUUACUUUCAGGACGCCUUCGAGAAAAAGAAUGCAGUGGUCAUCAUCACUGAAAAAUGCCACGAAGAGCUGCUUGACAGAUUUACAAAGAAAUCUACAAUAAUGGAGUCAGAUGUACGUUCAUGUAUGAGGCAGCUGCUUGAAGGAGUGGACUACCUUCAUCACCUCAACAUCUUACAUCUGGACAUCAAGCCUGAUAACAUCCUUAUGGCCGAUUCACAAAGUGACCAGAUCCGGAUCUGUGACUUCGGUAACGCAGUAGAGGUUACACCUGAUGAGGCCCAGUACUGCAAAUACGGCACACCUGAGUUUGUUGCACCUGAAAUUGUCAAUCAGACCCCAGUAUCAACAGCAACUGACAUCUGGCCAGUUGGAGUUAUCACCUAUCUGUGUCUGACAGGAGUCUCUCCGUUUGCCGGGGAAAACGACCGCAGCUCUGUUCUGAACAUAAGGAACUAUAACGUGGCCUUCGAAGAGAGCAUGUUUGCAGAUCUGUGCCGUGAGGCGAAAGGUUUCAUCAUCAAGCUGCUGGUGGCAGAUCGGCUGAGACCUGAUACUCAGGAAUGUCUCAGACACCCCUGGUUCAAGACUCUUAGCAAAGGGAAAGCUAUAAGUACAGAGGCCUUGAAGAAGUUUGUAUCACGCAGAAAAUGGCAGCGUUCUUUAAUCAGCUAUAAAUCAAAGAUGGUAAUGAGGUCCAUACCGGAGCUGUUGAACGAUACGUCCAGCCAUAUCUCCAUCGCAGUCCCAAGGCACCUUAAAGAGGGCUCGCCUUUGCCAUCAUCAUCUUCAGACUCUGAUGAAGACAUUGAUGAAUUACCCUUCAUUCCAAUGCCACUUAACAUGGAAUUUUCUGGAUCAAGGAUGUCACUUAAUGAAAUCCAGACCAAUGAGCAGGAAAAAGGGAAACAGAAUGGAACGGGUAAAUGGUCUGAGUCUCCUGUCCAGGAGUCAUUGGAGUGUGAACCCAUGGAAACAGAUAAAGAAGAAUUAACAGGUAAAGGACGCCUGAGGAAAAUGUCAUCCCAAGACAAUGACAGAGGUGCCUCUGGGGAAGAAACUCCUGCUGAUCUGCCACAGAAGUCAGAGCUGUCAAGGAAACCUCUGCGUAGGGGUUCGAGCAUGGAGUCAGACAAACCGGAGGGUGGGCGUCGAAGAGGGGAGCUGAGGCGUGGGGGCUCGGCCGACAGCGCACUGCUGCUCCGGAUUACACCUGAGGAAGGAGCUGGAGAGGGAAACCCGGACGAAGGCAAAAGGGUUCUCAAAAAAGCUGUUUCUAUGGAAUUACCCAGGAGGAGCACCAGCCCAGGAACUGCCAUGAUGAGUCAAGAAGAUUACGCUCUAAAAUUGGAGUUGAUGAGACAGAGGCUGCUUCGUGGUGGGAAUGUGGACAACAAGAUGAGUGGACUGCGGGGCCCUCUGUUGGAGACAUUAGCAAUGGGAGAUGAAAAACGUGCUAUAUUGUCAGAUCGCUAUCCCCGAAUUGCUCGUUUGGGUCCACCUCCACUAAUUAGAGCUGCGUCCAGUGACUCACCAAGAGAUGAAGCUCCUAAACCCAAAGUGCUGCGUAAAAGUGCUUCUUUCAGUCAAGGUGAUUCAGAACCCAUAGCUUUACACCGCCGUUCAGGAGCUCCUUUGGAAAUUCCCCUAGCAACCGUUGAAGAGAGACGACUUAAGGAAGCUAUAUCUAUGUCAUCUCUUACUGAGCAAACAAAGUUCGACUCCCGUCCAGUGACCCCCAGAGACCCUUCACCAAAACCACCAACUCCAGAAUCUCUAGUGCAGGACAGUCCCACCAAAACAGAAAGUGAGGAAUCUUUCAUGGAUAGAGAGCCAAAACUUGAUGAGACUAUAAAUGAAAAAAUGGACGGUCUUACUACAGAUAGUAAUUUUGAUGAGAGAUCAAGCACAAGUGGGUUUUCAGAAAAGGACAUGAGCAUAUCAGAAGAACCAAUGAUGGAAUCAGAGUUUAUUAGCCAGAGAGUCCCCACACCUCCUCUUGUGGCUCAAAACUCUGGGCAACCAGAGAAAAUGGAGGAAGAAGAAGCAGAAAAAGAGCAAGAAGAAAAGGAAAAGGUAGCGGAAGAAGUAACGGAAAUAACUGACAGAGUUGCUGAGACAAGUGCUAAAGAGAAUGUAGAGAUAGCCAAAGAAAAGGUAGAAGAGGAAGUAAACAUGCCUGCUAAAUCAUCUGAGAUGUUCAUAGCUACUAGUUCUGUUUUGUUGAGACCAACAGAAGAAUAUCCCAAUGCCCCUGAAAAUGGUGCGUCAACCUAUGUAACCCCCUCGCCUGCUCCAAAAACUGUUCUUCCAGAUGGUAGGACUUCAGCUUAUGCUAGUAUUAUGCAGACCAUAAUGGUCCCAUCACUUCAGCCUUCUCAUGAAACACCUUUAGACCCCUCCUCACCCAUUACCGCUUCAGCCAGUUCAACGUCUGCAGCAUUAACUGAACCAUUUGGACCUACAUCUUUGACUACCGCUAUGUCUUCUGCUAUACCUGGUCCACAGCCAAUCAUCAUUUCAACCACUGAGCAUCCUGCUGUGUACUCGAGGGUGGCAUCACCGGAAAUGAUAACUAAAGAGCCCAGUCCACCAAAGACUGCCACACAUUCCUCUUCACAGCAAGACCUCUCAGCAGGAGCUGAGUUUGAAGACAUUACCUCAGAAGAGGUAUUUGAAGCCCGGUUCAAAAAGCGUGAGUCUUCCCUUUCAAGAAGUCUGAAGUUUCUGUCCCGAACAAAAAAUGAAGACAAACCAACUUCCUCAGACUCUACAGAAACAGGUGAAGAGAUAUAUAGACCUGGGCCAAUUGGUGCACCACUUGAACUGGCACCAAGGAGACUUGAGGAGAAGUCAAAGUCAGUACAGGAUCUUCGUGAGGCUCAAAAGGACCAAGGUUUCAUGAGAAGGCUUUCCAUGCGCCUGAAGAGAACGCCAUCAGCUGAGCGCAAAGAUGAAAUGACUAAAGAUCAAGAUUCAUUUGCUUCCAGACAUAGACUUUCCUGGACUCUUGGUUACAGAGGGUCACAAAAAGAAAAAGAGGUGGAGAUGGCGUCUAUGGAUGGUGGAGGUGGUACUUCUGUGGAAAAAGAUGAUAAGGAACUUAAGAAAUCUAAUGAAUCACCAGUCUUGGCAAUGCGUAGGAAGAUCGAAUCAACAGUGGCGGGCAUUUCUACCAGAAUUCGCAGUUACUCGGAGGAAAGGAGAGCAUCAGAGGACAAGGACACAAAGAGAACACCCAUUCUCUCCAUGCUUCGCCGUUCAACAUCUGAAAGCCGUGGUUUGAAGGUUACUAGUGUUCCUCAGAACCAGUUGGCAUCUCAGGCUAGUAAUGGUGCAUCAUCAGAGUCUUUGGACUCUAUGUCCAGCCUGAAAUCAGAUACAUCAAAAGGUAUUGAGGGUGAACGUAGAUCUCGCUGGGACCGGUGGGGCCUGACAAGAGGCAGGCGAGACAAGACGGUGUCACAGCCUGAUAUACCAACAGCAAUCUCCAGAGAAAAUAGUUCCCUACGUUCACGCCAAUACUCAAAAUUGGCCUCUGAUUUCCCUCCGGUGUUCCAUAUUAAACUGAGAGAUCAUGUCCUACUGGAAGGGGAUCCGGUCACCCUGAGUUGUCUACCAGCAGGCAGCCCCCAUCCUCACAUCUCCUGGAUGAAGGAUAAGAAGCCUCUGGAGAUCGAUGCCAGAAUGAACAUGAUUGCCUGUCCUGAUGGCCGACAGCUGCUGAUGAUCAUGCAGACCACCAAGAAGGAUGCAGGAGUUUAUGAAUGUGUUGCUAAAAAUCCACUGGCGACAGUGUCCAGCUCCUGCACAAUCUCUCUUGCUCGUCUUCCUAAUCGACCGGGUACUCCUGAGGUUCCUCAGAAGUACAAUAACACAGCCUUGGUCCUGUGGAGGCCCUCAGAUACCAUGGCACCAUGCACAUACUCUCUGGAGAGGAGAGCAGAGGGUGAGACCAACUGGUUGAUCGUGGCCACGGGGGUUGCUGACUGUUAUUACAAUGUGGUAGACUUGCCAGCAGGAGGUGCCUUUAGGUUCCGGGUGGCAUGUGUUAAUAAAGCUGGGCAAGGUCCCUACAGCAACUUGUCAGAAGUUGUACAGAUAGAUAUGUCAGAACCAGCUAAAUCAAGUGCUACUGUUGUGGUCAAAACUGUUCCAACGAGUUCUGCUCCUGCCCCCGUGGUGGUGAAGUCGUCCAUGACAGUCCCCCCGAUGAAACCUGCUCCAGCCAAAUCCACCUCGGUGACGACAUCCCAGCCUGUUCCGGCCCCGGCUGUGGCCCCUGCUGUGACCCCUGCUGUGACCCCUCCUGUGGCCCCUGUUGUCGCCCCUGCUGUGGCCCCUGUGGUCGCCCCUGCUCCGUCUGUAGCCAAACCUGUGUCUCCAACAGCUGCCAAACCCCCCGUACAGGUCAGCACCCCUCCACCGACCACCACAGCUCCCUCUGAAGCAGCUGCUGCUCAGACGACCACAACGGCCAAAUCCAAGUCCACCCUCAGCAUCAGUGUGAGCAAACCCCCAACCAAGCUGGCUCCUCCCCCUGUUGUCCCGCCCAAGCCUCAGAGUCCCGCAAACGUAGUCUCCAGCACCGUGACCACCAGACCCCCGUCUCCUGCCGCCGCUGCCCCUGGCCCUGCCAUCGGGAAACCCAUUUCUUCUGUUCCCAUGUAUGUACCGGCCGCAUCCGCUCGAGUCACUCCACCCUCUCAGGCCACUCCCACGCCAACAACCAGCGCACCCUCUGUUACCACGGCGACCGUUUCUUCACCUGUGGUAGUGGUGCAGAGCCUGACGCCUGUGUUGCAAAGUGGGGAUAGCCGCAGUACAUCAUCGGGAUGGACCACCCCAUCAGGAAGGGUAACGCCUUCAGGACGCAGGACGCCGUUAGGAAAGGCAGGAGAGGGGUCUCUGCGCCAGGGAGUUCCCCAAAAACCUUAUACUUUCAUGGAUGAAAAAGCAAGGGGGCGCUUCGGCGUGAUCCGUGAGUGUCGGGAGAACGCCACAGGGAACCUCUUCAUGGCUAAGAUAGUUCCAUAUGAGGCGGAGAACAAGCAGGCGGUGCUACAGGAGUACGACAUCCUCAAGUCCCUUCACCAUGAGCGGAUCAUGGCUCUGCAUGAGGCCUACGUCACACCGCGCUACCUGGUCCUGAUCUCUGAGUACUGCAGUGGGAAGGAGCUGCUCUACAGCCUCAUAGACCGGUUCCGAUAUUCGGAGGAUGAUGUGGUGGCCUACGUGACGCAGAUCCUUCAGGGUCUGGACUACCUCCACACACGGAGGAUCCUCCACCUGGACAUCAAACCAGAAAACAUCAUCGUCACCUACAUGAAUGUCAUUAAAAUCAUUGACUUUGGCAGCGCUCAGACCUUUAAUCCUCUCUUCCUCAAGCAGUUCAGCCCUCCGAUCGGAACACUGGAGUACAUGUCUCCAGAGAUGUUGAAGGGGGAUGUGGUGGGCCCUCCAGCUGACAUCUGGAGCGUGGGCGUUCUGACUUUCAUCAUGUUGAGCGGCAGGUCGCCAUUCAUGGAAAAUGAUCCUCAGGAGACUGAAGCCAGAAUCCAGGCAGCAAAGUUUGAUCUGUCAAAACUCUACCAGAAUGUGUCCCAAAGUGCCUCUCUGUUUCUUAAAAAGAUCCUCUGUAGCUACCCUUGGGCCCGUCCAUCCAUUAAGGACUGCUAUAAUAACUCGUGGCUUCAGGAUGCCUACCUGAUGCGCCUUCGUAGGCAGACUCUCACCUUUACAACUACACGUCUCAAGGAAUUCUUGGCCGACCAGCAACGAAGGCGAGAGGAGGUGGCCACCAAGCACAAAGUUCUCCUACGCUCCUACCAGAGCUCACCGCAAACUCCCACCAGCCCGGCCACGCCGAAUGUGCCAACUACACCUACCACACCUGCUGCCCAGUAAAAAAAAAAACAAACACAACCGAAUUCCACACAACAGGGAAGAGCAGCGUCCCACUGAGACAAGACUGUGUCCCUUCAGAUGAGACUUAAACCAACUGCAGUGGCUGCGAUCCACAGACACACAGCUGUUUGAUUCUUAUUCUGAGUCUGAAAGAGAAUUUUAAAGAACGCCUUCAUUCUUGAGAAACUCUUUCAAAGACUCCAGAGUCUGACACUAUUUGUAUUUUUUUUUAAUAGGGUGGACCUUGUUCAUACGAGGCAGGGUCUUGUCUUGAAGUUAGUACCUCAAGGUUUGUAACUUUGCAUAUAUUUUGGAUAAACAACUUCCUUUCUUACUUUCAGUUCUACACAAUUAGAGGAGACACAUAUGAACACCGCAGAGGGUCUGAUAUUCAUGUGAUUUUACAAUUUUACUAUUGA
This is a messenger RNA of Sphaeramia orbicularis (orbiculate cardinalfish), 10682 nucleotides long. RefSeq names its product striated muscle enriched protein kinase b (gene spegb). NCBI's taxonomy places the organism in Eukaryota, Metazoa, Chordata, Actinopteri, Kurtiformes, Apogonidae. The coding region runs from base 73 to 10263 and encodes 3396 amino acids. The record is from RefSeq and is a predicted model, not a curated record. The transcript has 38 exons. Gene Ontology annotation, biological process: protein phosphorylation. Gene Ontology annotation, molecular function: protein binding; protein kinase activity; ATP binding.